Molecule: messenger RNA, 981 nt
Organism: Scleropages formosus (Asian bonytongue)
Lineage: Eukaryota; Metazoa; Chordata; Actinopteri; Osteoglossiformes; Osteoglossidae
Product: homeobox protein orthopedia B-like
Exons: 3
Coding region: 1-981 (326 amino acids)
Biological process (GO): regulation of DNA-templated transcription; neuron differentiation
Molecular function (GO): DNA binding; DNA-binding transcription factor activity, RNA polymerase II-specific
Source: RefSeq, a predicted model, not a curated record
AUGCUGUCACACGUUGAGCUCUUGGAUGCUCGCCUCGGGAUGAAAGAUGCUGCUGAGCUUCUGGGUCACAGGGAACCGCUGAAGUGCAGACUGGGGACGGGCGCGGGUGGACCGGACCCCGGGCAUCCUGGGGAUCUGGCCUCCGGUGCGGAUGUUGUUGAAGGGGCCACUUUGCUUCCCGGGGAGGACAUCGGCAAUGCUGGGUCAAACGCUGCUGGGAUGCAGGUGAACGCGAAGGAGCAGGAGAAACAGCAGCAGCAUCAGAACGCCAGCCAGGCGGGGGGGGCGCCGAACCAGCAGAAACAGAAACGGCACCGGACCCGUUUCACUCCGGCGCAGCUGAACGAGCUGGAGAGGAGCUUCGCCAAGACCCACUACCCAGAUAUUUUCAUGAGAGAAGAACUGGCGCUAAGGAUCGGGCUCACAGAGUCGCGGGUGCAGGUUUGGUUUCAGAACCGACGUGCCAAAUGGAAGAAGAGGAAGAAGACCACGAACGUGUUCCGCGCCCCCGGGACCCUCCUCCCCACCCACGGGCUCCCGCAGUUCCCCUCGGCAGCGGCCGCCGCAGCCGCCAUGGGCGACGGCCUCUGCUCCUUCCACUCGGGCGACACGCGCUGGGCCGCGGCCGGGAUGCCGGGAGUCUCGCAGCUGCAGCUCCCGCCCGCGCUCGGCCGCCAGCAGGCCAUGGCGCAGUCUCUGUCGCAGUGCAGCCUGGGAGCGGGGCCCACCGCCAACUCCAUGAGCCUGUCCAACAGCCUGUCCAACAGCCUGUCCUCGAACGGAACCGGGCUCCAGUCCCACCUCUAUCAGCCCACCUUCCCCGGCAUGGUGCCCGCCUCCCUGCCCGGGUCCGCGCCCGCCGCCGUGAACGGCUCCCCGCAGCUGUGCGGAACGGCCGAGAGCGACGUGUGGAGGGGGACGAGCAUCGCGUCCCUGCGCCGCAAAGCGCUCGAGCACACCGUGUCCAUGAGCUUCACCUGA